AUGGCUGUCGAACACGCUCGCUACCGGCCAGCAACCCCACCACGUCUCCCUCUAGAGGAAUACCUCAGCUCUGGACGUAGUUGCCAUGCCUCUACCUCUUCCGUUUAUUCAGGCGAGUCAUCGCCCUGGUCGACUGCCACGGGCAACACCAGCCCUAUGACUUCGCCCAUCAGACAUCAUCAUGGGCCAGCUUUGCUGCCCAAGAUCCGCCCUCAAGAUGUCGUGGUUGAGCCUGUGUCUGCCGAUGAACCUCCGCGUCAUCACAGUCGAGUCCUUUCCAACACCCGAAACUCACCAGGCUUCUUGCCUUAUUCCACUGCUCGGUCAUCUGUAAGCCGCCAAAAGCGCGAGACUCUAGAUCGCCUCACAUUGGCAACUCCAGUCUCACCGGCACCAAUCGCCGUUCAGGGCAGCUGCUCAGGCUUGUCAUCGCCUGUUACGCUCAACCCGUCAUAUAAGCGUAAAGCAGGCGGUCAUUCACGCUCAGUCUCGGCAUCUGUUGUCGAUGCCGAGACUUUGAACCGAUUUGGAUAUCCCACCUAUCGUGACCUCCCCAAAUACAUGCCUCAGAUGCAGGCUCAGACUACACCCACAACACCCGUCACUCCCAUCACCCCACACAUGUUUGUCUACGCAUCAUACUCGCAACGACUGGACGGCCCUGCUCCUGAACGCACGAAGCCAUUGACCGUUCCCACUCCUCAAUACUACCAGACAUCAGCCCACCCCUCACCAGCCUUGCUCAGUCCCCAAGAAGACUCACCACGCUCCACAACCUUGUUGUCCUACCUGACCCGUCCAAUCCAGCCAAUCAAUUUAGUUCGCAAUGUGAGCGUAGUCCCAACUCGCGGCAUGCACGACUACUUCUGGUGGGAUAUCCGCAGUCUCCGCAGCUGGACUUCCUUCUCCCUCGCAACCUUCGCCUCUGUGGACAGUCGUCUCAUCCAACUCCUCAGAACGGACAUUCCAGGCCACCGCACACCCGCCGUGGCAGUAUCACCCGCUUUGCUUGCCCCGGAAUCAGAGCUGUCCCUUGUCUCUCUGAUCCGAGAUCUCUAUGCACCAAGAGUCAAUGCUGCUCUGGCUGUUUCCCAAGGCGACGAUCACCUCCAACUCUACGCUUCCCCAGAAGUCCGAAACACCGGGCUCAAAAACUAUGGCCACCCACAUUUCCUUGCUAAUUAUGCCUCCGACACGGAGCGCACAAGCUCUGGUCUUCCCCGCGGCCGGUUAGUGGGGAUUGUCAAAUCGUUUGACCGGUGGAAUACCGGUAUGCGCAACGAGGCACCACAUCGCCGUGUCGAAUAUCUUAAUGGCCUCGCGCACCUUCAGCGCUGUAUGCGCGAACAUUCUUGUCGAUACGGAUUCAUCAUCACGGAAAUCGAACUUGUCUGCAGAUCGCCGCCUCGAUCCCUCUCAAAACCGCUUCGACUCCCUCGCACCGCGAUUGCCCCCCCCGCAACACCCAUCAGCACUCGCUCAUUCUCAUCCUCUUCCACCUCCUCUACUUCCCUCCCCCCCGACUCUCCUGUCGCGGAUGACGGAGAAGAUGUCCCAAUGACAGCUAGCCUGGCAUUGUACUUCUUAUUGAUGCUGUCCAAAGCCAUGCCGCUUCCCCACCAACCUUCAGCUCACUUGAACGUUGGCGGACCUGGUGCGUUCACUCGCCAGCGGAUCCUGCCAGAGCCCAAGGAUAAAUGGAUCCCCGAGCCGCAGAUUGGGGAGCGCAGGGAUGCGAAGAGAGUUCGCGGAUGGGUUUGGCCGAUGGAUCCCUGGCAUCGAAGGGAAGGAGGCGGUGCGCCUAGGCAAAAGGACAAAAAGAAAUAA
Messenger RNA from Penicillium brevicompactum, 1827 nucleotides. RefSeq lists its product as uncharacterized. The record is from RefSeq and is a predicted model, not a curated record. The transcript has 2 exons. Bases 1 to 1827 code for a protein of 608 amino acids. NCBI's taxonomy places the organism in Eukaryota, Fungi, Ascomycota, Eurotiomycetes, Eurotiales, Aspergillaceae.